UUUGUGCUCCCUCCCUCCCUCCCUCAGGUGCUGAAGGACCUGCCCCGCAUUGAGGGCCGUCCGGGAGCCUCCCUAUCGCCCCUGGACUUUGACGAGCUGGAGAGGGAGCUACGGGCCAGGCACGUGGACGAGAUCACGCCAGAGGACAUCAUGUCAGCCGCCAUGUAUCCCAAAGUCUUCGAUGACUUCAAGGACUUCACCGCUCAGUUUGGACCCGUCGAGUGCCUCAACACUCGCCUCUUCUUAGAGGGACCCAAAAUCGCCGAGGUGUUCCAGGUUGAGCUGGAGAGAGGGAAGACGCUCCACAUUAAAGCCCUUGCGCUGGGAGACCUGAACAUGGCCGGGCAGAGGGAAGUGUUCUUUGAGAUGAAUGGUCAACUUCGCUCAGUGCUGGUCAAGGACACUCAGGCUAUGAAG
Chiloscyllium plagiosum (whitespotted bambooshark) is the source of this 417-nucleotide messenger RNA. Lineage: Eukaryota; Metazoa; Chordata; Chondrichthyes; Orectolobiformes; Hemiscylliidae. The record is from RefSeq and is a predicted model, not a curated record.